Molecule: messenger RNA, 1624 nt
Organism: Camelina sativa (false flax)
Lineage: Eukaryota; Viridiplantae; Streptophyta; Magnoliopsida; Brassicales; Brassicaceae
Product: F-box protein At5g49610
Molecular function (GO): protein binding
Source: RefSeq, a predicted model, not a curated record
CCAUUUGUGUGAUAAUCCUUGUUCCACUACAUUCAUAUUAUUGUCUAUCAAAUUUCCUGCUUUGUUACCCUUUUUGGUUCCAAUUUUUGUGUCGAUUGCGAUAUCCGUGGUAAUGGGGUUUUGUUUCAGAAACAAAAUCCUUGAUUUCAUAGCCUUAGCAACAUAAAGCAAACACAAAAUGGUCCCAACGAGUGCUCAGCGUGUCAAGCGGAUGAGAUUAGAGAAACAGCCUCUCCAGCUAUCUAGAGCAGAGAAAACAGAUACAUGGAAGAUUGUAGAUGUAGAGGUUAUCUUUAUGGAAAUCCUAUCUCGUGUCUCUGCCAAAUCUCUCUCGUCUUUUAAGACACUUAGUAAGCAUUGGUAUGAAUCCAGUGGUACUAAAUACUUUUAUGAGCUGCAGUUAGAGAAAUCAAGGAAGAAUUCCUCAUUCAUUGUUUGUCCUAUUAUGGAGUCAGCAAUGAAGCUGUAUUUGAGGGAUGCAAAGAGUUUUAAACCUUCCCUCCUCAACACUAUUGAUCCAUCUCAAAGAAGCCAAGAGGACUUCAUGUACAUGAUCUCGUCUUUUAAUGGACUCAUCUGCUGCGUGAAUCUCUUUUGUGACGAAGACGUAGAAAGCAAGUUCUGUGAUCUGCAGAUAUGGAUAUGCAACCCUUGUACGAGGGAGACUCUCCUUCUUCCCCAAGGGACUCCAUCAUUUGACUUUGUGCCAAGUGUCGGAGUGGCCUAUGACUCCGACAUCUGUGAUUACAGAAUUUUCCGUGUAUUCUGCGCUAGAGUGGGAUAUUAUUUCUGUGAGGUGUAUUCUUCCAAGAAUGGUUCUUGGAAAAUCAUCGGCUCUGUGCCUCGUCUUCCCAUGCGUUCUGGUCUUAGGCCGUUCAGAACUGGGCAUAUUUUUGUUGGAGGUAAAAUAUAUUGGCUGGUAUCUUUAGAUGAGCCAGGUGAGAUCCUCUCAGUGGAUUUGGAAGGAAGAUUUGAUGUUAUGAACUUGCCUAAGUAUUCAGAUGAUCUAAACGAUGAAAACAAGAUCACAGAGGCGACCCAUUUGCUCAUUUUUCAAGGAUCUCUGGCAUUAUUUGUACUACAUCCAGGCCAGAUGGAUAUUUGGGUUUGGAAAGACAACGGUGAGAAAUAUAGUUGGGACCUUGUACUGGCGAUUGAUACUCCAAUCAGAGAUGAAGAACUGGUUUUAUCUGUAACUUCAUUAAAGAACAAGCUCGUAUGUGUGAAUGAGACACACUGGCGUAUAUAUGAUGUGGAGACUAAAAUCUGGAGGAAGAUAAGGGGCCCUCGUACUGGAUUUUGCAAUCCUGCUAUUUUCCCAUUCACCGAAAGCAUUCUUCCAUGUAAUGGUGGUGUAGGACUGUAGAAGGAACAUGAAGAGUAUUGGUGUAAAAUGAUGCAGAGAUUGUUGAAUUGGAAGGCAAUGUGUUUCUCUCAGGAGCUGUCAUAUUGGUUUGCGGUUAAAAACUUUUUGGUUUGUGUCAGUUUGUCUCUCUCUUCUCAUUUUCUUUAAACUUGGUUUUGUACAGUUUCUUAAAUUAAGCUUCAGUGAUACCAAUUAGCCGUGGGUGCUUUGUCUCUGAACAAAGUUUUAAUGUUAUAAAGUCUUUUCAUGUUUCCGCUA